CAUUCCCACACGUCUCUCCUCAUCUAUAAAGGCAUAUUCAAUCAUCUGCAUAUUCUCCCUUUACAAAACAAAAGGAAAUCAACAAUAAAUCAGAACAAACUGAUGAGUCAAGAGAAAGCCAUGUCUUGUUGCUGUGUUCUUGAUGCUUCCACUUAUGUGGGUUUCUGGAUUCUCAAGAAAUUGCUCAACAGAGGCUACUCUGUUCGUGCAGCCAUCCGUAAAAACGGGGAGAGUAUGCUUGAGGAGAAAAUCAGGAACAUGCAAGCCACAGAGGAGAGAUUAGUGGUUUACGAUGUGGAUGUGUUGGAUUACCAGAGCAUCCUUGUUUCUCUCAACAACUGUAACGCUGUGUUCUGUUGCUUGGAUAAUCCUGAAGGGUACGAUGAAAUGGAAGUUGAUUUGGAGGUGAGAGGAGCGAUUAAUGUGGUGGAAGCAUGUGCAAGAACAGAAAGUAUAGACAAGGUUAUCUUCUCUUCUUCACUAACUGCUGCGAUAUGGAGAGAUAACAUUGGAACUCAAAAAGAUGUUGAUGAGAAGUCUUGGAGUGAUCUAAACUUUUGUCUCGAAAAGAAGCUAUGGCAUGCUCUGGCCAAGACACAAUCUGAGAAGGCGGCUUGGGCAUUAGCCAUGGACCGUAUGGUCAACAUGGUGUCAGUUAACCCAGGGCUCAUUGUUGGACCCUCGGUGACUCAACACAACCCUAGACCCACCAUGUCUUUCCUCAAAGGAGCUGCACAGAUGUACGAGAACGGUGUGUUAGCCUACGUAGACGUGGAGUUUGUAGCAGAUGUUCACAUUCGAGUUUUCGAGGAUAUUUCGGCUUGUGGUAGAUACUUUUGCUUCAACCAAAUUGUGAAUACCGAAGAAGAAGCUCUCAAACUUGUGGAGAUUCUAUCUCCUUUAAUUCCUAUGCCACCAAGGUAUGAGAAAGAGAUGCAAGGAAGUGAAGUUCAUGCAGAGAGGUUGAGAAACAAUAAACUCAACAAGCUGGUAGAAGCUGGCUCUGCUUGUUAAUUAGAUGGAUAAUUGGAGAGAGUACAAUGUUAUAUAUAAAACUCUUAAGAGAAACAAAAAGAUACAUAAUAUGUUAUCAUAAGAAUAGUUUCUUUACUCUCUUUUGUCUGUUGCUUGCAAUCUCAAUUCAGUUUAGAUAAUAUUUUCUUGUACCCUUAAAUUGAAAAAUAUGCUAUAUAAAAAUGAAUAUUUAUUGUCA
Raphanus sativus (radish) is the source of this 1213-nucleotide messenger RNA. RefSeq names its product cinnamoyl-CoA reductase-like SNL6. NCBI's taxonomy places the organism in Eukaryota, Viridiplantae, Streptophyta, Magnoliopsida, Brassicales, Brassicaceae. The record is from RefSeq and is a predicted model, not a curated record. Bases 103 to 1014 code for a protein of 303 amino acids. The transcript has 6 exons. Gene Ontology annotation, molecular function: oxidoreductase activity, acting on the CH-OH group of donors, NAD or NADP as acceptor.